UUUACCUAAAUUUAUUUUCCUUUGAUAAAUUCUUGUUUGCGAAAAAAAAAACGAUUUUCCUUAAACAAAGAAUUUUAAGCAAAAAUGAAACACCCAGUCGCACACACGUACAAACAAUAGGCGGCAGAGGUGGAUAAAAAAGUUACGAAAGCAAAUAAAAUCACUGCAGCCCUCGUCCCCCACCACCUGAAUGGAGCUGACUGUUCGAAGCAAAUGAAGGUGUCAAAAAGACAAGCAGAGACAGCAAAAAGAAACGAACGAUGCCCCUCCAUACGAACACACACGCACACACAGAUACACAGAUCCACACUCCAUACAGAUGCUUGUACACAAACACAGAAACACUCAAGUAGAGUUGGGUUUGGCUGGACGUGCGAUGGAUGGAUAGAUGGCUGGUUGGCCGGCUGCCUUCCUGGUCCUGCCUGCCCUCGACUAGAUGGCAGCUCCCUGUGUAAAUGGCAAAGCGACAGCAACAUUUGCUAACUUUUCUGCAACAGCGACACGACAGCAACAGCAACACCAACAAGAACAACAACAGCAACGGAUACUACAUAAAUGUAUCUGUAUCUAUCUAUUCGAUGGCCGUGCAUUGUAUUGCAGUUACGUGCUCGAUGGUCCAGCAAAAUGGAGACUCGAAAAAAAUCUCUAAAACAAAAUCGGCAAAAGAGGGCGAAAAAAAUACGAACAUUUUCCAAAUGGAAAAACUUGUAUACACUCUCUGAAUAAAUAG
Drosophila pseudoobscura is the source of this 730-nucleotide messenger RNA. RefSeq lists its product as uncharacterized. The record is from RefSeq and is a predicted model, not a curated record. Lineage: Eukaryota; Metazoa; Arthropoda; Insecta; Diptera; Drosophilidae.